This is a messenger RNA of Elephantulus edwardii (Cape elephant shrew), 636 nucleotides long. Its product is annotated as 39S ribosomal protein L37, mitochondrial-like. The transcript is spliced from 2 exons. The coding region runs from base 1 to 636 and encodes 211 amino acids. Gene Ontology annotation, biological process: translation. NCBI's taxonomy places the organism in Eukaryota, Metazoa, Chordata, Mammalia, Macroscelidea, Macroscelididae. Gene Ontology annotation, cellular component: ribosome; mitochondrion. Gene Ontology annotation, molecular function: structural constituent of ribosome. The record is from RefSeq and is a predicted model, not a curated record.
AUGGCAUUGACUUCGGGGCCCGCAAGGCGGUUUCUGGAGGGCCCCGGGCGGCUCUCCCUUGGGGGCUGUGAGGUCCAGAGACGUGGGGCUUACCAGUGGGGUGUGCGCUCCACGCGGAAGCCUGAACCGCCUCCCCUGGACAGAGUGUAUGAGAUCCCCGGACUAGAGCCUGUCACCUACGAGGGGAAGAUGCACUUCGUCCCCGGGUUGGCGCGACCGGUCUUCUCGCCCUGGGACCGCGGCUGGUUUCAUCCGAAGUUCCACCGCUCUCCCCCGAUUCACGAGCAGCCGUUGUACAAGGACCAAGCCUGCUACAUUUUCCACCAGCGUUGCCGCCUCCUCGAGGGUAUGAAGCAGGCCCUCUGGGUUUUGGAGCAGCCAGUGACUGUGCAGAGUGUGGGCACUGAUGGCCGCCUUUUUCAGUUCCUGGUGUUCCAGCUGAACACCACCGACCUGGCCUCGGAUGCAGGUGUCAAGAAUCUGGUCUGGGUGGACUCAGACCAGCUCCUCUAUGAGCAUUUUUGGUGUCGCCCAGUGAUCAAGAAGAAAGUGAUGGUGGAACCUGUAGGGCCAGUUGGUUACCAGCCAGAAACAUUCAAGAAGUUCCUCGCUCUGUAUUUGCAUGGUGCUGUGUGA